Messenger RNA from Amoebophrya sp. A120, 3195 nucleotides. NCBI's taxonomy places the organism in Eukaryota, Dinophyceae, Syndiniales, Amoebophryaceae. The record is from the annotation of a GenBank genome assembly.
UUGUACUACUUUCCAAAUUUUUAUUGUGCGCAGAAAUGAUGUUGGCCGGAGGUGUUGCCCCACGGGAGCAGCGGGGUUCAUUUUUGCACGAGGCAGAGGACUUGGAAAUACAGCAGGAGCAACACAGUUUGCUCCUCCACGGAGAGGACCGACCAGGAUGUGCCGCGCAGAAGAACUCUAACUCCGGUUGUUCGGCCGAAAGUCCUCGUUCCUGUUGCCAGAAAUUCCUUUGGCUCUGGAUUGUGCUCGCAGUCUUAGCAGUUUGCACCUGUGUCGCCGUGCCGGUGGCGUCAGUGGUGGUGAACAGAAACAACGAGAAUAGAGCAACAGGACCGCCGCAUCCGACACCGAAUCCAACACCGAAUCCGACGCCGAAUCCAACACCGAGUCCGACACCGAAUCCGACACCGAAUGCGACGCCGAAUCCGACGCCGACGCCUGCACCCGGCCCGCCGCACCCGGACGGAAUACUAAGUGACAACUACAUCCUUCCGCCUAGUGUGAGCUCCGUCGGGAAAUUGAUGGCGCAGAAGGGGUUCCCGAACACCUACGGGCAGAUUUGGAAAACGAUCUGCAACCAGAUUGCGGUCGGCGCACAGAAUCAACACCGGUGCCGCAAGUGGUUUCAGGCGCAGGGCGAACGCCAGUGGCAAUAGUACAACAAGCUGUUUACUGAAAACGAGUUCGAGAAGAGCAGCGCUGGUGGUGGUGGUGCCGGAAACAGAAACACGACCACGACCACGACCACCUCCCCGGCCUUCUACGUGGAUACGGCUUUGAGCGGGAAAAAGCACUGGAUGUGGCAACUGGGGAAAAAUUUGUCCACCUUUCUCACGGGGAUGCCCUACCCCCGCGCAACCGUCGGCAACGCGAAGCCGGACAAGGCGUGGAACCACGGGGCGCUCUGGAGUGUGCGGCACAUCCCGACCAGUCUGUAUCUCCUGUUUAUGGUCAAGAAGAACGCCCCGCAGUUGUGGCAACAGCUGCAAACCUACUCCGGCCUGAGCAGCGAAGCGGCGUUGGUUCGGGCCUUCGUGUUUGCAGCUAUCGUCGCGGGAUCCCGGCGCGCGGACGAGGUCGGGAACACCAUCAUGUUCCGAAACGGGAACAAGUACCUCCAGACGGACCCGCAGACCGGGGCUAACCUGUGGGUGGACCGGACCGACCGGAAUUCGCUCCUCCAAGCCUGGGGCGAGGCGGCUUGGGCGGCGCAUCCCGAUAUCGACUACGCGUCCACGCGGGCGACCGCGGAGGGGCCGCGGUCCGCGCAGACGCCGGCGCCUCCCCCCGUGACGAGAAAGCCCGCCCCGCCGGGUGAGGGGCAGGCGAUGGUGGAGCGACUGGUGAUGCGCAGCCUGAUCUCCGCCACCCCGAAGCGGACGGUCCGCGACGCGGACGCCCCGGACAGACCGAAAAACUUUUCUCUGCAGGAGGUGCUGCAGGCGGACCUGCCCACAGUGGCGGAGAAGCGGAACGCGCUGCGCCUGCUGGAGCGGGUGGCUUCCUACACGUCGCACACGCUGCACGCCCCGACGACGAGGCACUUCAUUAACGACCCGGCCGACCUGUGGACCGACGCGGACUGGAACUGGAGCACGGGGAAGCUCACCGAGGGACAGCUGCAGAUUCUCGAAUUCGUGCUGGUCUACGCGCCGCAUCACCUCGAGCACCUGCGCGCCUCCACCAACUACGGCCACUUGUUCAACGGCAUCGACGGGAGCCUGGGGCGGGGGCUCGGCUGGCUAAAUCGGUUCUUCCAUCGAGUUAUCGCCGGGCAAUGCGCAGACACGAGACUCCCAAUCCGGAAUCCGGCCCAAAGGACGAGCGAAAACACGGACGCGGCGGGCAACCCGGUGCACCCGCUGGAUUUUUGGCAGAACGAACACACUGUGAUGGCGAAGAAGUUGUGGCUUUCUUUCCAGUCGAUUCUUUUCAAGAGCCACGGCAUGAACCGGAAGACCCUUGCGCCGCGCGAUAUGUUGUUGCACUCGUCUAGCUGGCAGCGUUUCUUUGGGAACUAUGACGCCGUCCGCAAUCCGAAUGCCGCGGGAGAGGCGUACAUUGGCCCCUUCCGCGCCCUGUCCGCAGUGUCCGCGCGACAUCAGAAGAGGAACGCCCGCUCGGGAUGGCUGUUUUGGGAGUUUGACCACAACCAGCCCCCGGCAGAUUCGGACUUUGGACGGGUGUGGGACGCGGUAAUGUCUAAUCAGGUUUUUGACGAGUGGAAGACUUUGCUGGAAAGCGACCACACAGUAGACCACGCAACCACGUUGCCGAUGGUCGAAGAGAUGCGCGCGUUCAUGAAACUACACGCUCCUAUGGUGUAAGGGGGGAAGUCUAUCAGAAGAGAAUUUCUUUCAAGGUGGAUCCUGCUACAGCUUUAUAGCAGUAAGAAAGAAGUACAGGUAUCUAUUGAACGUGUUAGAGAGUGCUCGGGCUCAUUUUUGUUUCCAGUCUACAUCCGAGUUGGAGUCUUUGUCUGAAUUAUUGAUGCUCGUCGGUCUUUUCCAUAAACCUAUCCUAUAUAUCGCUAUGCUAAUUUUCAAAAGUCUCGUACGAAGCAGAACGAGGUAGCACUUAGCAAAGCGCCACCGCCCUAAAGACGUCCCAUCAAACGCGUCGAAAUCCACCGGGCGAUUUGUGUAUGAUUUUAGAAUUUGAAUUACGCAUAAAUCUUUUUUGGCUUUGCUGUGUUUUGGUUGAAUGAGCUAACCUUGAGCGCUUUUCGAACUUACUCCCUUGACUCCCUUGAAGAUUGGCACGGUACUCCCUUAGCUGGCGCCAGACGCUACUAAGCCUAUCUAUAUCAUUUCUUUGGGUGCAGAGAUGUAAGUUGAGCUGGCCCAGGUCAUUUUAAUUUUUUUGCUGACCUGUGUCUCAUACAGAUCAAUGAGACAGAUGUUGCAUGCCAUUUUUUGGCCCAGUUAGACUGGAGUGAGUGCGUGUGUACUCGUUCCUAUGAUUUUGUAUAGAAAGAUAGUAUAAUCAGUAGUCCGAUCCCCAGUGCAGGACCGCAGCUGCAAAGAGAAAGCUACACAAACAGUUGAUCAUCUCAACAAGGCUCAUCUCAUUGUGGAAAAGUAACUAUUAGCAUGGCCGCAUCUUAUAUUUUGCAUUGCAAAGACUUAAAAGAGAUUGAAGACCUUCCUGAUUCAGGAGGCAGUGCAAACCAAAAGUGUAAGAUGACGAAGAAAA